GUCGCACACAGCAGCUCAGUGUUUUUUUGGCCCUCCUCUUCAGUCUUUCAUGACUCGAUUCGCCUCCAAACACACCCGGCAAAAGUACGUCUAGACACUUCUUAACUCAGACAUGUGAAGCGGAAAAGUUUAUAAUCCGAGUCGUGUGGAUGAAAACUAAAAGCAUACGGUUAAAAGCAGCAGUGAACGAGGCGGAGGACAAACAAGAAAAAGUGGAAGAGUUUGAACGUCAUCUCUAACGCCAAACUUCCCUUGGCGUUUUUCAUCUGUCACGGGGAUUUAAGACAACGAUGCAGACCGACAGGGUUGUGGAUUAUGAAGAACGUACAAAAUUGUACAGAUUGCCCUGAAUAACCGCGAGUUUACACGCACUUUCAUGCACCUUUGCUAAACCCAUCUCAUCUCAUCUCCUCGCGCUCACACCUUUGUGUUUCGCACUACUCCUGAAAGAUGUUGUCCAGGCUGAGUGAGUGGUUCUGGAACGAGAGGCUGUGGUUUCCUGGAGACCUGGGCUGGGCUGAUCUGGAGGAUCGGGACGGUGUCACCUAUGCCAAAACAGCAGACCUCUGGGUGACCCUGCCCAUCGCCCUCACCUUCCUCAUCAUACGACAAGUCUUCGAGAGGACGGUGGCCAUUCGUCUGGCCACAGCUCUAGGUGUGAAGGAGAAAGUCAGAGUGCAAGCGGCGCACAACCCCAUGCUGGAGGCAUACUUCAGGAGCACAAGUAAAAGCCCCAAACAGGCUGAAGUGGAGAGUUUAAAUAAAAAGACGGGGCACACAGAGAGAGAGAUCCACAGAUGGUUCCGACGACGAAGGAACCAAGAGCGACCAAACCAGCUGAAGAAGUUCAGAGAGGCUAGUUGGAGAUUUACCUUUUACCUUGUUGCUUUCAUUGCUGGCCUUGCUGCACUUAUUGAUAAACCUUGGUUCUAUGAUACGAAGGAGAUGUGGGCAGGGUUUCCAGUGCUGCCGCUGUUGCCUUCUCAGUACUGGUACUACAUGAUUGAACUAGGGUUUUACAUGUCUCUCCUAUUCAGCGUCGCAUCAGACGUCAAGCGAAAAGACUUUAAAGAACAGAUAUUGCACCAUGUUGCCACCAUUCUGCUGAUCAGUUUCUCAUGGUGUGUGAACUACAUCAGAGCAGGAACCCUCAUUAUGCUGGUGCACGACGCCUCCGACUACCUGCUGGAGUCUGCCAAGAUGUUCAACUACGCCGGCUGGAGGAAAACCUGCAACUACAUAUUCAUCAUCUUCGCUGUCGUCUUCAUGAUCACCAGACUCGUCAUCUUCCCUUUUUGGAUCCUGCAUUGUACCUGGGUGUAUCCGGUGACUGUUUAUCCUCCGUUUUUUGGGUAUUACUUCUUCAACGGGCUGCUGUUUGUGCUGCAGUGUCUGCACAUCUUCUGGGCCGUACUCAUCCUGCGUAUGGCUAUCAAAUUUUUGCCAGGCAAUAAUAUAGUGGAGGACGAGAGGAGCGACCGAGAAGAAACAGACUCUGAGGAUGAUGAUGAUGAUGAUGAUGAGGAAGACGAGAAGGACAGGAGAGUGAAAAAUGGACCAGUCCUGAACGGCCACUCGCCACUAAACAACAACCAUCACCGUAAGACUGAGUGACGAGAGAAGAGGUACAACACUAGCCUUACAGACCAACAGACUCAUGCUGACGGAUCCAAAACACACAAACACACACCAUACUAAUGAUGUGGAAUGGACAAGCUUCCAGAAAGAGGAAUGGUGUAACCCUUUCCCCACAUUUAAAACACUAUUAACAGGCCCCAUGUUUAAAGAACGUUGUUUUGUUGACGGUUGUAAUGCUUUAUUGGUAAUAUUUCCUCCAGUUUAUUACCUGUUUAUUAAAUUUCAGUUCCUUUAUGUUGUUUUUGGCAUCACACACAUAUACACCCUCACACUAGUAAUAAUAUUUAAUUCUUUCUGGUCAGAUUUCUCAGAAUCCCUCAGUAUUUGAGUUCUGACGUUGGCGGAGAUUGACUGGAAUUACUUUUGUGUCCACUUUACAAUAUAAGAGAUUCACUAAGUGACCUUCACAUGUCUGCUUUUUUCAAAAACUCAAUGCGGUUGCACUAAUUGACAUUUUUGACCCAGUUUUCCACACUACCUUUUAUAGAAACACUCAUGAAGACGGUUUAAUUUGGUAGAACCCCGUCCCGGACUCUCUGAAUCGGUGUGCUGCUUUUUUUGAAUCGAACGUUUGUCCAGUUGUUGUCAUGUUUAAUAUGAACUAAGCGACGUCUAUUAUCUGAUAUUUGUUUGUGUUUUGGUCAGUGCGUCUCCUCCUGUAACACGUUUCUGUGUAGACAAGUUAUUUUAAAGAUUUUUUUAUUAUUAUUCUAACUGAUUUUCCUUUUCAGUCGUUUUUCUUUUUAUUUAAGGUCCAGAUAUUUUCAGCAAGUCUGAUAAGCUGAUCGUUUCUGCAGAAAAUUGCUUUGUUUAAAAAAAAAAAGACAAUUGAAAUACUCGGCCAGAAAAAAAGAAACUCUUGACUCUUCCAUUUCUAUAGAUGAUAUUGAUGAUUAUCAGUAUUGGGUGCUAGUGUAGUGCACUUAGUAACGUAUCAUUUCAGAUGCAUUAUAAUAUUUGUGACAUCAGUUGAAAGUCUGGCUUGAAUCUGUUGUGUUUAUGGGAAGUUGAUUCCAUGGUUUCCAUAAAUCGUGUUCAGUUAUUGAAUGAAUGCAUUAUUUUCUCCAGUAUGUACUGUUUGCCCAGUGUCUGCUGCUUUACAUGAGGUCAUGCCGAACUUUAAAGAAUUAGUGUACCCAAAAAUGCAAAUUCACAUUUGAAGCAUUGACUUUUUAAAUGGAAGCUUGUUUCUGCUUAAAAAAUGAAAAAUAAAACAAAGGUUGUAACUUUUUCUCAUAA
This is a messenger RNA of Danio aesculapii, 2877 nucleotides long. It is a transcript of the gene cers2a, whose product is annotated as ceramide synthase 2a. Gene Ontology annotation, cellular component: membrane. NCBI's taxonomy places the organism in Eukaryota, Metazoa, Chordata, Actinopteri, Cypriniformes, Danionidae. The coding region runs from base 451 to 1614 and encodes 387 amino acids. Gene Ontology annotation, molecular function: sphingosine N-acyltransferase activity; DNA binding. The transcript has 11 exons. The record is from RefSeq and is a predicted model, not a curated record. Gene Ontology annotation, biological process: ceramide biosynthetic process.